GCUGGCGGCAAAUAGCGUGGUUAGCGCACGGCUGCUAGGCAAGCCUAGGCCCCACUGCCCCACUCGCUAGCGCGCAGCGGUCCGCGGGGGUAGGACAUGUCGGGUUACAUUAAUUUCGGUUGCCCGAAUGGCGUCAACGGCGGCACCGACUUGCCGGACUCCUUCCAUCGUGCACCACCCGAACCCAAGAGCCACGCCAACGUCGUUCUCGGCGCGCAGUGGGGCGACGAAGGCAAGGGCAAGAUCGUCGAUCUCCUGGCCAGCGAGGCUCACAUAGUGUGCCGGUGUCAGGGUGGCAACAAUGCGGGGCACACGGUUGUCGUGGAGAAUAUCUACUACGACUUCCACCUCCUUCCCAGCGGGCUGACCAACACAAAAUGCACAGGCGUCGUCGGCAACGGCGUGGUCAUCAACGUUCCACAGCUCCUCGAUGAGAUCAAGACUAAUGAGGAGAAGGGACUCCAGAUCUCGUCUCGGCUACUAAUUUCAGACCGAUGUCAUAUAGUUUUUGAUUUCCACCAGGCGGUUGAUGGGCUCCAGGAAAUUGAAAAGGGUGCCAAAAGUCUUGGUACCACAAAAAAGGGCAUCGGUCCAACCUAUGCAUGCAAGGCUUCAAGGACAGGGCUGAGGAUGGCAGAUCUGGUUGGCGACUUUGCUGUAUUCGAACAGAGGUUCCGGAGUCUGGUGUCCACAUACCAGCGGCUAUUUCCUGCCCUCAAGGUUGAUCUCGACGCGGAGCUCGUCAAAUACAAGGAUCUGGCAAUGAAACUGCGGCCGUUCGUCAUCGACACUGUGUCAUACCUGCACGACGCCUUGUCUGAAGGCAAGAACGUCCUUGUCGAAGGUGCCAACGCCUGCCUCCUAGACAUUGACUUUGGGACAUACCCAUUUGUGACGUCUUCAAACUGCACUGUGGGCGGAGUCUGCACAGGCCUCGGCAUUCCACCACGAGCCAUCGGCCACGUGUACGGAGUUGUCAAGGCCUACACGACACGGGUCGGCGAUGGCCCUUUUCCCACUGAACAGAAGAAUGAAAUCGGUGAGCGGCUACAAACUAUUGGUGGGGAAAUUGGAGUCACGACCAAGCGAAAACGGCGGUGCGGCUGGCUUGACGUAGUGCUGCUUCGUUACUCCAGCAUGAUCAAUGGAUACACUGCGCUGGCCCUGACCAAGCUCGACAUCCUGGACACCUUUGAGGAGAUCAAGAUUGGCAACGCCUAUCGGAUAGACGGCAAGGUGUACAAGUACCCACCAGCGAGUGCCGACGAGAUGUCCAGGGUGCAAGUUGACUACAUGGUCAUGCCCGGCUGGCGAACAUCGACGUCCGAGUGCCGGAAGUACUCUGACCUACCUGCCAAUGCCCGCCUCUACGUUGAGACCGUCCAGGAGCUGCUCGGCGUUCCGUUCAAGUGGAUCGGCGUUGGAAAGUCUCGUGCAGCCAUCAUCACAAUUCCUUGAUGAGUGGCACAACGACAAGACUGCGCACUGCACGUGUUGACGAUGAACUUAGCACACUUAAAAAGAGCCGAGCUGUUUUAUUUUUUCUCUUUGUUUCCCUGCCCUUGUUGUUUUUAAUUCAUUGUUGUUUUAAAACGAAAAUAUCCAGUCAUUGUUGUUCACCAGCCAUCAUUGAUGUGGUUGCUGCUUGUUCAGGUCAGCCCUCAGCAGCAAGUUGCAUUCAAGAAACGACGUUCUCCACACUUUCUGAUGCAUUUUUGUGAUGCGCAGCUUGGCAGAAUGCUGCAGCGUUAAAUACCACCCCACUUGUUCCAUAGCAGCCAUUUGUCGAUGCAUUGAAUUGACGGCUGUGUUAAAUUUCCCACUGCCUUGCACAAAUUUGUUAAAUUGAGAACUUCAGUAAAUCUAAAUCGCCUAUAACAUUCGUGAUAAUGUGAUUUCAUUGUGAGCCAAAAAGGUCAUUUUUGCCCGCACGUGCAUUUGUUGUAGACAGAGAGCCCUUUCAGCUUGUCUUCUGUUCUUUGUGGGAGAAACAAACGUCCUGAACAAAUCAAUCGCAUCCAUCGCCAACUUGAAACCUGGCAUAUCCAUGUUACCCCUAUUUUUCCCCCAAAUCUUUCAGGCUAGACGUAGACUUCACUACGUUGCUUUCAGUUUUUAGGCUUUACAAAUAUGUGUCUGGGAAUUGAAAGCGUUUUGUUAAAUCAAAAGUGUUGCAUAAUUGGGUUUUAUUAAAUCAAGGUUUAGCUGUAUAAGGUUUUAGUGACAGGGUUAUUUUGCUUUGUUCCAUAUAUUCAAGGUCGAACAUCAAGCCUGUGAUAAUCACCAGGCAUUGUGCUCACAAGACUACAUAAAAGCAUUUGCUCAUUGGUUGGUGCAAAGGUACCUGCCGUUCAUAAAAGCGACUGAAGUGAUAACAACAUGGCCGCCACUUGCAGACAGCACUUAACAAAAGAGAAGCUUUGUGAACACAGGCCUAGAUUAGGUUUCCUGGAUAUUUAUGUGCAGAUUGCAUUGUACAAAGACUGUCACUGGGACUUCGUGGCUGUUUAGAUUGAAAUGAAAUCAGCUGUUAUAAUGGCAGUUGAAAACAUUAGCAGGGAGAUGGUUGCUUUGAUGAGGAACUAGAAUUUGUGUGCUUUGUUUCUACACGGGAAAUGACAUUACCGAAAGUCGAAACCCUUAUAUAGCUAGGAACAGGUGUGCAGAAAUGCACCGAGAACUGCCAAGAACUUCUAUGAAUCAAGAACUUGUUACUUUCUUGGUGUGGCCGUACACUUUAUUGGAUGGGAGCACCAUCAAAUAUGGGCUGCAACAUACCUAGCUAAUCAUUUGCUGCUAUGCCAUCCAUUUCUCUGUGACUGAGAUGUAAUCAUUUGAGGAUCUCCGAGUUUGUACUUAGUAGUAUGUACUUAUUAGGGAGUUUUAGCAUAUCACUUUUGUUACCAACGCACUUGUCAGCUUUGAGUAUGCUACUUAGUCCAUGCUAGGUGUAUGUGUGAUGCGGCAUGCCUUGCACAUGCAGAACUGGCAGCUGACCAAAGCAGCAACAGUAGAGCAUUAGCGGCAUGCUAAACCUCUCUAAAAAUGUCUGUAACCAUUAGCGCUGCAUAAGUUGGCAUUGCGCUGAACAGACAGCUUCAGUUACACCCCAGUGAUAGAGUUAGUCUGUUAAGGACCUUCACCCAAAUGGUGAAUACACAGUUCUGGUGGUGUGGCUAAUCUCGCCGCCAUUUGUCUUAAAGUGCCAUAGAAGUGCACCAGAAAGAUUAUCCACAAAUUGGGUCAUUUCUUGCAAAUCUUGUCUUGUGUAGGAGCAUGUAAGAGACAGUUACAGGAAUUUGCUCAUGUACAGUAACUUCACUAAGCCACUACUGCAAUGUCUACAUGAGGAGUGCCUACAUGCUUUUAUUUAAAUACGUGUCUAUGUGGGCGAUUGCCUGAAGAAAAGAAGUGGUCACUGGUAGGUGCUCAAGCACCUCCCACUUAUGGCAGUAAUUGGCACGAUAAAGAGACGAUUUCCGCAGCAACGGCCAAUUGCAGAUUGCACGCACCUUAGAGAAGUUCUCAGUCUGAGGCCCAAUCUGGAAAGGAAUAGGCUCUUUUUGUUGUUGUUAAGCCUGGCAGCCUGUGUUUGAACAAAAAGCAUGGCUGUAUGAAUGCAGUACCUCCAUAUGUCAAAUUACACUGGCUAAAGCAUUAGUCCUGCUUCACGUUAUCACUUGUGUUAGAUCUGUGUUAAUAGGAAAGUGUGGAUGUUUGCCGCAAAACUGUGAUGUCGCUGCAGUGAGACUGACCUGGGAAACUCUUGUGUAGUCAUCUGUGUGUGUUCAUUCUUUGUACAGGGUGUUUCAGUGACAAUUCAAAAACUUGGUGCAUGUGUCCCCAUGCAGCGUUGAAAUGAGUCAGUGAAACAAAUUGCCGCUCCAUACAUUUAUGGCCUGCAUUGCUUGAGAAAGGCAUUGUGGGAAAAUAAUGCCAAUUCAAUUCACAGGCUCACAGAUGGGUAUCUGCAAACUGGUGUCAGUGUCAGGAAUGAUUCCUACUAAGUGGCCAUGUGUAAAACACCAACCGGCUUCAUUUCUGCAGUUCACAUACAGGAAAACUAGAACAACUUGUUCACAUUUAUCUCAGGCCAUUGAGAACGCAUUUGCACACAAAACAGUGACUUUUUUUUGUAGAACCUUACUUAGUAUGGUAAUUAGUAAUUGGCUUGCUGAACUAUCCAGAACUGAACAAAAGUUGCUCCAGCUUAUCAAAAACACUACCUUGAGUUGUUUCCUAUGCUCAAAUCACAUUCAUCAGGUAUCAAACUCAGCAUAGCAUUUAGUAUACCUUGGACAGUCAAAGGUUAAGGCAAUAAUUUUUGAAGAGUUAAGUGAAAUUUUAUUGUGAUUGAGAAGCAGUUAUUGCACAGUUUCUAGUGUCUGCCACUGGCCAGAAACUCGGGCCAGCAAAAUUUGUGGUUUUUUCUAACCACUGCGGGUGGGCGUCACUGAAACAGCCACUAUUUUCUUUGGGCAAUUUUCAUUGGUGUACUGUUCACUUUGCACUUUUAAGGCAUUGCACGCUGUGUACAGCCAAGAGCCCGAGAGGAACCCUAUUUUUAAAGUUUUCUGCAGCGCUUUGUGAACGGUUAUGCAAUGCUUGUUGUAAUCGUAGCUGCCUCAAAGGAGCAUGCAAACUACUAGCUGUGAUGGUUGCCUCUUUUUGUUGUUGUGCUUGCAUACCAAACAGCUACAGUUUUGAUGUCAUAAUUUUUUUCUUUGUGCAUCUAGAAGUGAGCAAGUUGGGCUUGCCGUGGGGUUCACUUUGGAGAGGUGUUCUGUAAAGCCUCGGUCGUGAUGCAUGAAAAAUUAUGUAUAUAUAAAAACAGUUCUUUUAUGUGACCUGCAAAGUGUUGGUGUGGUUACCGGGGGCUGUUGGAAGGUGGCACACUGGAGACAUUAUCUGCCACCUCUGUUUGUUGCAUUACGGGCUAAGUGGCCUCAAAGGAUGUGACCAUGUAAUAAAGUCGCUUCAAGCCUUUCGAUAA
Molecule: messenger RNA, 4993 nt
Organism: Dermacentor andersoni
Lineage: Eukaryota; Metazoa; Arthropoda; Arachnida; Ixodida; Ixodidae
Gene: Adss
Product: adenylosuccinate synthetase
Biological process (GO): IMP metabolic process; 'de novo' AMP biosynthetic process
Cellular component (GO): cytoplasm
Molecular function (GO): adenylosuccinate synthase activity; GTP binding
Source: RefSeq, a predicted model, not a curated record